AUGCCUGGCAGACAAUCCCAUGGCGCUCCGCCGUCAAAAAAACCAAAGCCUCGGUCUAAUACAAAGAAGAGAUCCAUGAAUGCUUUUUCGAUUGCCUCCCACGAAAAUCCAGAAAAUUUCAAGAUUCGCCAGCAUAGACUUGGUGCACAAGAAGGUGGAAAUAGGCCCGGAAAGCGCCGUAGAGACGACGACGACGAGGAUGAAGAAGAUGAAGAAGGAGAGUCGAAGAAGCAACGUAAAGGCCCUGCGAAAGGGCGUUUUGAAGAAUUGGAUAUAGAUCACGGAAGCGACAGUGAGGGAAAUGAGUGGAAGCUUGGACAAGUCGACAGCGAUGAUGAUAGCGACUUGGACAGUGACGAAGCUUUUGGAGAAAGUGACGAGGAGCGAUUUGAAGGAUAUGCGUUUUCCGGAAGCACAGAUAAAAAGUCCAAAAAGAAAUCGAAAUCUCGCACCAAGGAUGUUAACUUGAACGAAGAUGACGAGAUGUCAGAGUCGGAUUCAGAGUUAGAGGAGGGGGAUCUCGGAGAAGGUGCAGUUGAUCUUGCUACAAUGCUAGAUAUGGCUGAAGAGGAGGAAGAGGAAGAGAAAAGACUCAAUGGCAAGGCACUGGACAAAGAUCUCUCGGAAUCAGACGAUGAAGGCAGCUCUGAGAGCGAUGAAGAAUCUUCAGCUUCCUCGGCGGACGAUGAUGAUGAGACCUCAGAUCCUGCCAAAAUCGCAGCUCUUCAGCGAAUGAUUGCAAAUCUUCCACAGGCCGACGAAACCACUCGUCCAUCUAAGCAACGCAGUGACGGGGCCAGCGAGUACAACACACCCUCUGACUUUGGGCUCACAUCAAAGACCAAACUUACGUUGGAAGAUCUGGGGUUACCUAGCAUAAAUGAUCCGCACAUCAAGAAGUCACUCAAAUUCAUCGAAUCGGAUUCUAAAGGGGCCGUCAAACGGAAAGGGGUCACAGCAAAGCUAGCAGUCCCUCUAGCGAAGCGCCAGCAGGAUCGUUUGGAUCGCAGUGCAGCUUAUGAGAAGAGCAAGGAAACUUUAGACAGAUGGACCGAUACCGUCAAGCACAACCGCCGAGCAGACCACCUCAUGUUUCCACUCCCCGACCACGAAAUGACGGCUGUAAAAAAGAACGAUAAACUCGUCCCUACAAACCAGACCAAACCUUUUAAUGAGUUGGAAGCAACCAUUCAGAGUAUCCUGGAAGAAAGUGGUCUCGCCACGGCAAACGGGAAAGACGAUGAAGAUCACCUUCGCGAGUUUGAGGAAUUAGAGACCAAGAAAAUGUCUGUAGAGGAGGUCAAGGCAAGGAGAGACCAGCUACGAAUGGCUCGAGAGCUCAUGUACCGCGAAGAGGCGAAAUCAAAGCGGAUCAAGAAGAUCAAGAGUAGAUCUUACCGCAAGGUUCAUCGGAAGCAACGCGAGAAGGAGGAGCGUCUAAACCAAGAGGCGCUAGCUGAGGGAGGGUUCGUACCUUCUGAAGAUGAGCUAGAGGAGCAGGAUCGUAGACGUGCUACUGAACGUAUGGGUGCAAAGCAUAGAGGUAGCAAAUGGGCGAAAGCUACGAAGCAAAUCGGACGAGCUGCUUGGGAUGAGGAUGCACGAGAUGGGAUCACGGAUAUGGCACGAAGGGACGAAGAACUCAGAAAAAGAGUGGAGGGAAGGGCGGUGAGGAAGGAGUUUGAGGACAACUCUGAUGCUUCUCUCACUGAUUCCGAGGAGGAUAUCAGUGAGGAUGAUGAUGCUGCCGAACAAAAUCGACUUCUUCGACAGUUGAAGAAAGCCAGCGCAUCGGAAUUGGUGGACGAGUCUGCCCCAGGCGCAAGAUUAUCAAACAUGAAGUUCAUGCGCAAAGCGGAAGAAGCACGCAAGAAACAGAAUGAUGCAAUGGUCGAAGAUAUCCGGCGAGACCUGGUUGGAGAAGAGUCUGGAAGCGAAGACGAGGAGCAGGGAGAUAUUGGGCGCAGAAUAUUUGGGCCAAACAGCAACAAACCUCGAGAAACUUCGAAAACGCCAAAACUCAACGAGUUCGAGGAACGCGAAGGCUCAGAUGCAGACGAGGACAACAUGGAUAUAGAAAUCCAUGGACUAGACAACGACCCCAGAAACACCUCGGGAUCAACCCGCAAGUCGACGAAGGGCUCAUCAAAGAAAUCGGAAUUGGCGGUCUCUAGAAAUCAACCAGAGGUGAGUUCGGAAGGGGGAGCUUGGUCCAAAGUCCCUUUGAAAUCUACAGUGGUCAGUGAAGCGGAGGCCAAAAGACGUCGUCACAAGAAGAACAAUGCUGUGGAUGUCGAAGAAUUGGAUCUAUCCAAGGCUUCCGUCAUCGCUUCUAAGCCAAAACCAGCCAAAAAGUCCAAACCCGCGGCACUUGAAAUAGGCUCAGACUCGGAUGAGAGCGAUGAUGAAAACGCUGUCAAGCUUCCGUUUGCGAUUCGUGAUCAAGAGUUGAUUAAAAGAGCGUUUGCUGGUGCAGAUGUUGUUGGCGAAUUCGAGGCAGAAAAGAAGCAAACUAUUGAAGACGACGAUGAUAAGAUCAUUGACAACACCUUGCCUGGAUGGGGAGCCUGGACUGGUGACGGUGUGAGCAAGAGGGAGAAGGCCCGAAAUAAAGGACGUUUCUUGACGAAAGUCGAAGGAGUCAAGGAGCAGAAUAGAAAAGAUGCGAAGCUUGACCGCGUGAUCAUCAGCGAGAGGCGUGCCAAGAAGAAUAGCAAAUACCUCGCAUCGACCCUACCUCAUCCUUUCGAAACUCGACAGCAAUACGAGAGGUCUCUACGCGUUCCUGUUGGACCCGAAUGGACAACUAAAGAGACUUAUCAAGAAGCUACGAAGCCCAGAAUAUUGCUCAAGCAAGGCAUUAUUGCCCCGAUGUCCAAACCAUUAUUGUAG
Molecule: messenger RNA, 2892 nt
Organism: Lachnellula hyalina
Lineage: Eukaryota; Fungi; Ascomycota; Leotiomycetes; Helotiales; Lachnaceae
Gene: UTP14
Product: U3 small nucleolar RNA-associated protein
Exons: 2
Coding region: 1-2892 (963 amino acids)
Biological process (GO): rRNA processing
Cellular component (GO): nucleolus; small-subunit processome
Source: RefSeq, a predicted model, not a curated record